GCCCCUCUAUGAGUGAGUGUGUCUAUGGUUGUGGGAGAGGCAGAGCAGCAGUGCAUGCUGGGUAGACUCAGCUGUGAUGUAAACAGUUAGGUACAGGGUAAGUUGUUUUCCUUUUCACUAGCUGCCAUUUUGCUGAUAGACCGCUCCAAUCGUGAUGUCCACCAGUCAGCAAGUUUCAGAUAACGAUGCCUGGGCAUUGUUGGCGCUGAAAAGUGCGCCAUCCAGUCCGUCAAAAGUAAAUUGGAACCCAGAGCCGGAAGGACCAGUUUUGGCCCGGCUUGAAGGCCGUGACUUUGAGUAUACGAUGCGGCAAACACGGAUCGUCAUCGGUCGGAACAGCAGCAAAGGCGAGGUGAACAUCAACGUUGGUCACUCCAGCUUUAUAUCGAGGAAACAUCUCGAGCUUUGUUAUGAACCACCGAACUUUUUUAUGAAGUGUUCAGGCAAGAACGGAGUCUUUGUUGACGGCAUAUUCCAGCGGAAAGGCCUCUCGCCUUUACAACUACCCAAAACCUGUGUCCUAAGAUUUCCUAGUACCAACAUAAAAAUAGUUUUCCAGUCUUUAUUAAAUGAUGAAGAAAGUUCUCCUCCUAGUCCUAUGAAAAAGAGGAAUCUACCUCUGAACAUUCCCGAUGUAACUGAUGGUGUAUUUAACAGUCCGUGUCCUUCACCCACAGGAACUAUCAGUGCGGCAAAUUCUUGUCCAAACAGCCCUCGGGGUGGUUCAAGUCAUCGCCUUCUGCCAGAUAUUACUGAAGCAGUUUAUGAUGUACAUACAAAAGAUGAGAAAGAUGGCCCACAACUCUCUGGAGAAAGCCCUAAGGACGAAUCAAAACCACCAUAUUCAUAUGCCCAACUCAUUGUUCAAGCUAUAUCUUCUGCUCCAGACAAACAACUUACAUUGAGUGGGAUUUAUGCAUAUAUCACAAAGAACUAUCCAUAUUAUCGAACAGCUGACAAAGGAUGGCAGAAUUCCAUUCGUCACAAUCUUUCUUUGAAUCGGUAUUUUGUUAAAGUUCCACGGUCUCAGGAAGAACCAGGUAAAGGUUCUUUCUGGCGAAUCGACCAAGCAUCAGAAAGUAAACUUACUGCUCAGGCAUUUAGACGAAGAAGGCAAAGAGGAGUGCCUUGCUUUAGAACUCCUUAUGGUGGCCUGUCUACAAGAUCUGCACCAACAUCGCCAAGCCAUGUAAGUGGGGCAUUUACUCCUGACAGCCUUUCUCGGGAUAGUAGUCCAAUCCCAGAAUCAGUCCCCGAAACGGAGGUUAUAACAACACCAAAUAGUAAUCAACAGCAAGUUAAUAGUCGCAUCACUUCAGAAUUACGUGUUAGCCAAUCAGCUCCAGGUUCACCAUCAGCUUUUCUGAUGACACAUGGUUGUAAUACAAGGCAACUUGUUUGUAUUCCAACAGCAUCACAUAUCAUAACAGGACCAUCAAUGACAACAGCAGCUGUAGCUACAUCUUUGUCAGCUAAUGCCCCUUCAGUUCAUCAACUGCCUACAGUUAUCAAGCCUAAAGUGCUAGUGUCUGAACCUGCUAGAGUUAUUGUAAAUGGACCCAGCUCCUCAGGACAUACAGUAGUAUUAACAAACGGCGCUGAUUUUGAAUUGAAAAAAGAAACGGUGAUUACUCAAGAUGGUACUCUGAAUGCAAGCAACGCAACAGGAUCUACAAUAGCAAGUGCUGCAAACCAAGUGUCAAUGGUGAAAAGUAUGAACAAAACACCAUACACCGCAGUCGCUGUUAAUGUAAUUGCACCACCUGCAACAGCUCAGCAAAUCCAGACUGCAAAUAGUGUUGUAGUGAACACAGCGCUACCAUCGGCUACACACUCUUUAUUGUCGCAAGGAAGAAGUCAAUCUGUAGUCUCAGAUUCUGCUGCAGCAGCAGCAGCUGUUCUUCAAAUGGCAGCCAUGGGAGGUGGAGACGUUGGGACAACUUCUUUCUCCUCGAUAGUGAUGCCAAACAGUAGUGCUGGUUCUGUGCAUAAGCAAGAUGGAGAAGAUAGCCACUUGGACGAUUUGCAUAAUUCUAAGAAAAUGAAGUUGGACACAGCAUCGGCUGCUGAAAAAUGCUAAUUAAAAAAAGAAAAAGCAAAAAAAGAAAAAGCAAAAAUAAAAAAAAAUUGAAAACAAAAUGAAAUAAAGGCAUAAAACAAAAUGUUAGGAAUCCCCCCGCCCCUCCAAAAACAAAGAAACAAUACACACACACACACUUGAGUUUCAUUAGCUGAUGUUUACAUACAACACCUAACAGAUCUACAGUGUUUAUCUGUAGGUGGACCUAAAUGGACAAUGGUGUUUAUAUAUGCUACAAUUGCUGGUUUCUAUCCAUUGCUCACCUGUGCCCCCCUCUCCCCCCACUCUUUCAGUUUAUACUUUGCAUGCAUAUGCACAUACAUACAUGCAAUAUAUAUGUAUAUAUACAUAUAUAUAUAUAUGUGUAUAUAUAUAUAUAUAUAUAUAUAUAUCAUAAACAAAUAGUUUAACUGGACUGUUUGAAGAAUCAAAGACGAAUAUUAAAAUAUUGAUAAUAUGCAAAAAGUGAAGUACGAUAUUAUUCUUUAUUUAACUUGAAGAAAAAUUAAAAAAAAAAAAAUGACAAUGUAUUUGACAAGACCCUCUCUCUCUUCUCUUACUGAAAAUGUAGUCUAUGUUCUUUCCUUCUCUCUCUCUCUCUCUCUGUUUCGCUCUUUCUCUCUCUUUGUAAACUUGAGUCCUGUUUAUUUUAAAGUAACUUGAUCAAGUCUGGAAAACAAAAAGAAAAAAAAAAAAAGAGGAACAUUUAAGACUGGUUAUAAACAAAGCAUUACUCUGAAGCUGUUGAUUAGAAAUGAU
Octopus sinensis (East Asian common octopus) is the source of this 2839-nucleotide messenger RNA. Its product is annotated as forkhead box protein K2. The coding region runs from base 155 to 2080 and encodes 641 amino acids. Gene Ontology annotation, molecular function: RNA polymerase II cis-regulatory region sequence-specific DNA binding; DNA-binding transcription factor activity, RNA polymerase II-specific; protein binding. Gene Ontology annotation, biological process: regulation of transcription by RNA polymerase II. Lineage: Eukaryota; Metazoa; Mollusca; Cephalopoda; Octopoda; Octopodidae. The transcript is spliced from 8 exons. The record is from RefSeq and is a predicted model, not a curated record.